This is a messenger RNA of Drechmeria coniospora, 1596 nucleotides long. RefSeq lists its product as uncharacterized. The record is from RefSeq and is a predicted model, not a curated record. The coding region runs from base 1 to 1596 and encodes 531 amino acids. The transcript has 5 exons. NCBI's taxonomy places the organism in Eukaryota, Fungi, Ascomycota, Sordariomycetes, Hypocreales, Ophiocordycipitaceae.
AUGAGGUCUGCACCAGUACACAGCGACGCCGGUGAUAAUGGACUAGUAGUGGUCGAGUACCAGCCAGUGGAGCAUGUCUGUUCCGGAAGCUCAGUACUAGAAACCAUAACGAGAACAUACACGACGACCAUAAGUCAGCCUCCAGAUAUCAGCAAGAGUGCUGAGGCCUUGGACGGGUCAAGCACAGCGAAGCCCGACAAAGGUGAGCCUGACGGCAUUGUCAUCGAAGUACGAGCUGGUUCUCUGACCACCUUUUGGCGGGCUCAGGUGAUGGUUUAUCUGACUAAAUCCGAGCAAUGCACUGGCACUGAGACAGUCGUUAUUACCCUGACCAUUGAACCGAGUGGCACAGCUCCUGGUACCAUCGUUGUUCAGACACCCUCAGGAUACAUACCCGUAUCUUCGGCAGAACCGACAGGAUACGUAACAAAAUCUGAGCAAUGUACUGGUACGGAGACAGUGGUCGUGACAUUGACUCUUGCACCAAGUGGUACAGCAGCUGGUACCAUUAUUGUUCAGACACCCUCAGGAUACGUACCGACACCGUCAUCGGAACCAACGGGAUAUCUGACAAAGCACGAGCAGUGCGAUUGCAAAGUUGUUACGACGCUGACUUUUACACCAAGUGGCACAGAUCCCGGCACUAUCCUUGUUCAGACACCCUCGGGAUACAUACUCGAAUCCACAUCAGAACGAACUGGGUAUAUAACUAAAUCCGAGCCCGGGGAGGGCAUGUCUGUAACCACUCGGACGAUUGCGCCGAGUGGUACGCUUCCCGGCACCAUUCUUAUCCAGACUACAACAGGUUACAUACCCUUGCCCACACUGGGACCAAUUGAAUAUCUGACGGCGUCCGAACCAUGCCCUGGAACUUUUCCAACUACGCAGACUAUUGCACCGAGCGGUACAGUUCCCGGCACUAUCCUUGUCCAGACUCCCUCGGGAUACAUACCUUCAUCAGACACAUCAGCAGGGACCGUUCCGUCUAGCGAUCCGACCCCAGGGACUGUCAAGACUUCUCCUGCAUAUAUAUCGUUGACGCAGCCAUGGGCUGGUAUCAUUUUGACCACCGAAACAGUUGCGCCCGUUGGAACUAAUCCGGGGACCAUCCUAGUCAAGACGCCUACAGAAUAUAUUACUACGUCAGAGGGUUGGACUGGUACCGUCAUAUCGACGCGGACAGUUCUUCCGAGUGGCACUGUUCCCGGUACAAUUAUUGUUGAAACCCCUUCAGGAUAUGUGGCUUCGAUAAUACCAUGGACCGGAACAUCUCUUACCACAACCACUAUCCAGCCAACCGGAACAGCCAAGGGUACUAUUAUCAUCAGAACACCUACAAUUUAUGUGACAACAACAGCUCCAUGGAGUGGUACCAUCGUUACAACAAGAACCGUGCCACCCACCGGAACAAACCCUGGCUUCAUCAUUGUUGAAACACCAACAGUCCCAAAAGAGACAUCAUCAAGUGAUACAUCCGCUCUUGGAACAUCUAAAGAAGCUCCAGGUGGAUUGAUUUCAGCAAUAACGACCUAUGGUCCCACAGCAGGCACAUCCACAAUUGGCCCACCUGCCGGAUGUACAACAAACUUGCAUUAA